UUGGCCAGGGACGUCCGUGCCCCCCGCAGCGCGCGUAUAUAAGCACCACCAUGCAUCUCCAUGCUCAGCACGUACGAUUUACUGCUAGCCAUCUCCCGUGCGUCCCGGUCUUGCAUUUGCACCACGUUCUGCAUGCACGCAUGUCUAGUGGUGCACUGCUCUCCGCCAUGGACAUGGGCAUGGGCAUGGGCAUGGAUUGGCUCUUCGUCUUGCAGCUUCUCAUGUCGGCCGUCUGCCUCCUCGUGCUACUGCUUCGUUAUCGCGCCGUGAAACCCGAGAAAACGCGACGCCGGCGCUACCCGGGGCUCACCCAGUGGCCGAUCGUCGGCGUCAUCCCGGCCAUCGUCUCCAACAUCCACCGGAUCUUCGAGGGCGUCACCGGCAUGCUGGCCCUCUCCGGCCUCAACUACCAGUGCCGCUUCUGGUUCGCCGGCUUCCGCUACUUCAUCACCUGCGACCCGGCCAACGUCCGCCACAUCUUCACCUCCAACUUCGAGAACUACCCCAAGGGCGACGUGUUCGCCCAGAUGUUCGACAUCCUCGGCGGCGGCAUCUUCAACUCCGACGGCGAGCGCUGGCGGAGCCAGAGGACGAAAGCCCAGAUGCUCAUGACCACCCCGCGGUACCGCGCCUUCGUGGCGCAGUCCAGCCUCGACAAGGUGGAGCAGAGCGUGCUCCCGUUCCUCGCCCACGCCGCCGACUCCGACACGACGUGCGACCUGCAGGACGUGUUCACGCGCUGGUCCUUCGACACGACCUGCAACCUCGUCUUCGGCGUCGACCCCGGGUGCCUGGCCAUUGGCCUGCCGGACGUGCCGUUCGCGCGCGCCAUGGACGACGUGCUGCGCACCGUCUUCGUCCGGCACAUCAUGCCGGUGACGUGCUGGAAGGUGAUGCGGAGGCUGGACGUCGGCCAUGAGAGGAAGAACGCCGCCGCGCGCCGCACGGCCGACGAAUUCGUGGCGGCCACCAUUGCUAGCCGCAGAGCCGCCUACAACAAACAGGGCGCGGACAAGUCGGCGGCCGACCUGCUGUCCUCCUUCAUCUGCGACGAGGAGAUCGCGCGCGACCCGGAUGCGGACGUGUACAUCCGGGACAUGACGAUGAACCUCCUGGUCGCCGGCCGCGACGCCACCAGCUCCGCCCUCUCGUGGUUCUCCUACCUCAUCGCCACGAACCCGCGGGUAGAGAAAAGGCUCCUGGAGGAGCUGGCCCCCAUAGCUGCCCGCAGACCCGUCGGACCCGACGGCAUGGUGGCCUUCGAGGCGGGGGAGCUGAAGAACCUGCUGUACCUGCACGCGGCGGUGUGCGAGUGCCUCCGCCUCUACCCGUCGCUGCCGGUGGAGACAAAGGCGGUCGCCGCCCACGACGUGCUGCCGAGCGGGCACGAGGUGAGGCCCGGGGACAAGAUCCUGGUGUUCAACUACUCCAUGGGGAGGAUGAAGCGGGUGUGGGGCGCCGACUGCCGGGAGUUCCGGCCGGAGCGGUGGAUCUCCGAGGACGGCAAGCUGCGGUACGUGCCGUCCAACAAGUUCGUGGCCUUCAACUCGGGCCCCAGGACGUGCCUCGGGAAGGAGAUGGUGCUGGUGCAGAUGAAGGUGACGGUGGCGGCCGUGGCGUGGAACUUCGCCGUGGAGGUGGUUCCCGGGCAUGUCGUGGAGCCGAAGCUCUCCAUCAUACUCCACAUGAAGAACGGCCUCCUCGUCAGGGUCAAGAGAAGAUCGGGUAUUCCAGCCAUGAUCGGCAAGCAGUAACUUAUGCGUACUUGUACCGUUGCAUGCAUGCACGUACUGAUGUAAGUGUCUAUAUUCCUUCAUUUUUAUUCGGCAUAUGUGUGUUGUCUCUUGUCUGUGUGUGUGCAGGUGUCCAGUAAUAUAAGUACACUGUAAAUCAUGGUGGGUAUACAUAUGUUUCCUACUCAUUAAUUGUAUGUAUCAUCAACUAGUUGAUUGAUUCGAAGA
This is a messenger RNA of Triticum aestivum (bread wheat), 1961 nucleotides long. Its product is annotated as noroxomaritidine synthase-like. The transcript has a single exon. The record is from RefSeq and is a predicted model, not a curated record. Gene Ontology annotation, molecular function: oxidoreductase activity, acting on paired donors, with incorporation or reduction of molecular oxygen; heme binding; iron ion binding. The coding region runs from base 51 to 1754 and encodes 567 amino acids. Lineage: Eukaryota; Viridiplantae; Streptophyta; Magnoliopsida; Poales; Poaceae.